AAGAAAAGUCUGAUACAAAUGCAACAUGAAUCAAACAACAUGCAUACCAAUAAGACAGGUCAUGUAUUCAACAGCAAUGACGAUUUUAAAUAGCUUCAUAAUAAUAAGCAGUCAUCUGUAUAUGAAGGGCUCUGCUGCGACUGCGAGGGCAGCAACAGCGCCUCCCUAGAGCAUGCGAUGUCCGAAAAGCGCAACGACACAUUGUAGUCGAAAUACCCCAGCUCGAGGGGGCCCCCCUUUCCCAUGCAUUAGCGCGACAGCGUCAAGUGCAAGUGAAAAGUGAAAAAUUAAAAUGAAGCGAAAUUAUCUCUCCGGCAAUCAAAAAAAGAAGAAGAAAAGGGAAGAGGAGCAGAAAAGAAAACAAGACACCGGUAAGUAGAAUAUACACAAUCAACAUGAAAAUUGUGCCAGGCAGGGUAUACCAUAUUUUGCUAGAGUAGCGAGGUUGUAACGACGACUAGCUAGGAACCAGUGGUUUGGCAUGCUAGCAUGCUAACCAAACUUAAACUGCUACCUUUGACUUCACUAUAAGUUCAUAACGUUAUCAGCUGGCCAAAUUGAUCAACGAUUAAUUCCUCUUAAUAUCCUAAAUAAACUUCACAUAUGUUUUCAGUCGUUAGAGCCUUGAGACAACCAGUGAAAUAGUUAUUCCUGUAGUAGCUAGCUAUUUAAUAGGAGAUUAACAUGGGAGUUUACAAUAAUUUUGCUAGAAUACCAUUGGGUUGAUUUACUUACUUUAUUUACAUUUUAACGGUUAACAUCCCGGCGCAGAUCAGCCACAUGAAGAAAACAGCCACUUUAGUGUCAAUUAAUCCUUUUCUAAACCUAUUCUGCUGUUUGUUGUUGUUGGUCUCCAUGAUAGCUGUAAAUACCACUGGACCACCGUUAAAAACUGUACCGAUAGCUUUGAGCUUUUUCUAUGGGACACAGACAGUACACAGACACACACAGACACACCACGGGUGCGGGGAUGGCGCUGUUGCCACUCACAGAAUUGAUUUCAGGAAAACAGCUCGUCUUAGUGACUGUAUUUCUGUUUUCAAACCAGUGAAAACGGGAUUAUUGUAAGAUUUUAUUAUUAUUAUUUUUUUUACUUUUUUUUGGUGAAGCAGUGCUUCACCUGUAGUCGUAUAGAAACCGCCACUAAACCGCCUAGUAGGAACUGUGUGUAAUGCUUUUAAUAUCUAUUUCACCACAAUUAUCAGACUGUAAAAUGAUAGGAUUUCAAAAGCAUUUGAAAAAUAACCAAGCUAAUCAUACAGUACUUAUUCUUUCUCCAAGGGGCAUUGCUGAAAUUUCUUCAUCCCGCUCUACCAAGUGUUGUCUCUGGUGCUACUGAAGGGCCAUCAACAUCGUCUUCGUCACAUGUUUAUGAGGAGGAGCAAGUGGAAGACAACAUUGCGGCGUCCACACCACUUCCCAGCAGUGGUUCAACAGGAGCAGUGCCAUCAACUCCAUCACGACUUGAGGAGGAGCAAGUGGAAGCAUCCACACCACUUCCCAGCAGUGGUUCAACAGAAGUGCCAUCAACUCCAUCUCCACUUCAUGAGGAGGACAAAGAGGAAGAUGACAUUGACAUGGCAGAGACCACCCCACCAUCCAGAACUGGGGUACCUGUAGGUAUUGCAAGCACCACAUUAAGUGAUGACCCAGGAUGUUGGCCCAGUGUCCUAACAAGCAGUAUGCGCUGUGAAAUAGUCAAAAAAGGACCUGUGCAAAUCAUGGACAUUGAAUUCCCGCAAAACUUAGACAAUCCUCCUCGAAGAUUCACCAAGGACAGUUACAAAAGAACCAUGAAAAAUGGUGAGAAUAUACAUCGAUCGUGGCUGGUGUAUUCCAUCCACACAGAUGGAGUGUUCUGUUUCCCUUGUACUGUUUUCGGGAAGCGUGAGCGUGACAAUGCCUUAACGACCUGUGGCUACGGUGGAUGGAAGAACCUUUCCUAUCGCCUAAAAAAACACGAGUGCACAAAGGUGCACUGUGACAAUGUGAAAAAGUGGCACGACCUUCAGAGGAGACUGCAAACCAGUACACUGAUUGAUCAAAGACAGAUGGAGUUGAUGCAACUUGAAGUUGAACACUGGAAAGGCGUGAUUCGGAGAGUGAUUGCCAUAGUUUCCCAUCUGGCAGAACGCAACCAGGCUUUGAGAGGAACUACCAGUACCGUGUAUGAUCGCCACAAUGGGAAUUUUCUGGCUCAAGUGGAACUCCUAGCACAGUUUGAUCCGGUAAUGAAUGAACACAUCAGACGAAUACAAUGCAAAGAGACAAAGGUGCAUUACCUGAGUGGAGUCAUUCAGAACGAAAUCAUUCAGCUGGUCGGAGACAAAAUCCUACAGGAGAUUGCAAGAAGAGUGCACAAAGCAAAAUACUUCUCCGUGAUCAUGGAUUGCACUCCUGACAUCAGCCACAAGGAACAACUUUCUGUUGUUCUCAGGAUUGUCAACUGUGAAACACCUGUUUCUAUUGCUGAGCAUUUUUUGGGAUUUGUACAUGUUGAAGACACAACUGGUAAAGGGCUCAGUGAAAUCCUGCUUGACCAGUUGGAGAAGCACAACCUCAGCAUUUCAGAUUGCCGUGGGCAGUCAUACGACAAUGGCAGCAAUAUGAUGGGCCACAAACAGGGUGUGCAGGCAAGAAUUUUAGAGCUGAACAACAAGGCGCUAUGCAUCCCAUGCAGCAGUCACACACUAAAUCUGGUUGUGUCAGAUGCUGCCAAGUCUUCAGUGUUGUCCAUGUCUUUUUUUGGUAUGCUGCAACGACUGUACAACCUUUUCAGUUCCUCUGUGCACCGCUGGGCAAUUUUGAAGCAGCAUGUGAAGCAGCUCACCCUUAAGCCACUUUCAGGGACGAGAUGGGAGGCCCGAAUUGACAGUGUGAAGGUAGUGCGGUACCAUCUACCUGAAAUACUAGACGGACUGUCAGCACUGGAGACAUAUGCUACAGAGAAGGGGGACUCAGAGACCAUGUCCUCAGCAAAAAGCUUACAUGGUGAGCUUAAAACAUGGUCCUUUCUUCUGUGCACAAUAACCUGGUACAACGUUUUGUAUCAGGUUAACCAUAUGAGCAAGCUCCUCCAGAGCCCGGAUGUUUCAAUGCAAACACUGAAAAAAGAAACCGAGGGAGUGACAGAGUACCUAGAAGAUUUCAGGGAAAAUGGACUCGCAUCAAGCCAAACGGAUGCAAUGGAGAUUGCAGAAGAUCUGGAAAUUGAGAGGAAAUUGCCUGAGAAAAGGCAACGUAAAAAGAAAAGGCAGUUCCUUUACGAGAGUACAGAUGAAACCCAAUCGACCCCAGAAGAGGCCUUCAGAAGGGACUUCUUCCUGCCUUUGGUUGACACUGCCAUCACCAGCCUAAAAGACAGAUUUUCCAGACUGGAGGGGGUGUAUGCCCUGUACGACUUCCUGUUCAGCAUUGAUAUCAUGAGGGCCACAAUCAAGACUGGGAAAUUGCAUGAGAGAUGCAGGAAAGUGGAACAAACCCUCCAUGAUAUUGAUGCAGACGACUUGGCAUUGGAGAUCAACUCUGCUGUCCACACCUUUCCAGAUGAAGUAUCCAGGUGCCCAUUUAAAAUGCUGGACUACAUAUACAGUGAGAAGCUGUUGGACCUGUACAGCAAUUUAAGCAUUGCACUGCGCCUACUUCUGACCCUUCCUGUCUCGGUUGCCUCCGGAGAGAGGAGCUUUUCAUCUCUGAAGCGCAUAAAGAAUUACAUGAGGUCAACUAUGAGCCAAGAGAGGCUCUCUGGACUGGCACUCAUGUCAAUUGAGAGUGACGUCCGCAGGUCUUUGGACUUGGAGGGGAUUGUGUCUGCAUUUGCUGAGGCCAAGGGCCGCAAGCAGCAGUUUCAGUAGGAAAUAAAAAAAAUAAUAAAGGCUACUUUUCAGUGUAUGUUUGACCUCUUUUGUGAUUAAAACGCACAGAAUUGCGGAAAUUUUUUUUUUAAAGGCCCCCAACAACUUCUUUGCCUAGGGCCCCCAAAAUCCUAGAA
Eleginops maclovinus (Patagonian blennie) is the source of this 3991-nucleotide messenger RNA. RefSeq names its product zinc finger MYM-type protein 1-like. Lineage: Eukaryota; Metazoa; Chordata; Actinopteri; Perciformes; Eleginopidae. The coding region runs from base 1578 to 3854 and encodes 758 amino acids. Gene Ontology annotation, molecular function: protein dimerization activity. The record is from RefSeq and is a predicted model, not a curated record. The transcript has 4 exons.